Messenger RNA from Stegodyphus dumicola, 578 nucleotides. RefSeq names its product 52 kDa repressor of the inhibitor of the protein kinase-like. Lineage: Eukaryota; Metazoa; Arthropoda; Arachnida; Araneae; Eresidae. The record is from RefSeq and is a predicted model, not a curated record.
GAAUCUCUAAGGAGAAGAAGUAAAGGUUUCCCGAGGCAAAUGUGGCUCCGUCAGACUGAAGAGACACUGUGUAUGUCCCUGAAGCUUAUUUCAAAGGGGCAAUCCAUCCACCCUCCGUACCUUUCUGCGCAUGUGCGAAAUAGCAGGCAAGAAACCGGCAUGUCGUCAGCCAUAUUAGCAAUCUUUUACCGCGUUGUUCGAAGAGGUUCUUUGAAAGUUUUUUUCAGUUCUUUUCUCUAGUUAUUUAAGCAGAUCAUAAGAUGGAUGUUUCGCAAGACGAUCACCGGAAUUCACCCGAUUCUCUUUCUGUGAGCAAACAACCCAAAUCCUGGUAUCGCUGUUGUGUUUGUGGGACAACGUCUCGAAAAACACCAGACAGGAAAUUCUUCAGAUUUCCUAAGGAUCCUAUUAGAUCAAAACAAUGGGCUGCUGCAUGCAGUAAUCAAGACUUGUUAAAUAAAUCACCAACUGAUUUGUAUAAAACUGCACUAAUAUGUUCGUCACACUUUCAAAGAUCACGAUUACUGUUCACCAAAGAUGCGAUAUUUACAUUCCUGUGCAGUGCCGACAAAAUUUGA